Molecule: messenger RNA, 3891 nt
Organism: Myripristis murdjan (pinecone soldierfish)
Lineage: Eukaryota; Metazoa; Chordata; Actinopteri; Holocentriformes; Holocentridae
Product: zinc finger E-box-binding homeobox 2
Exons: 9
Coding region: 1-3375 (1124 amino acids)
Biological process (GO): regulation of transcription by RNA polymerase II; anatomical structure development
Molecular function (GO): RNA polymerase II cis-regulatory region sequence-specific DNA binding; DNA-binding transcription factor activity, RNA polymerase II-specific
Source: RefSeq, a predicted model, not a curated record
AUGGUCUCUGGUAGUUCAGCCCAGGCUCCCCCAGCCCUGUACUGUCGCCAUCGUGGCUCCCCCCUGAGCGCCUCCCCCUGUCCCACUGACGCCACACGCUGCUCCCAUCCCCCGAAAACCACUUCAAACAGCCAGCGCCAUCAAAGCCCCACAGUCGGCCAGCCAGCCAGCCAGCCAGCCAUGGACAUUGAGCGAGUGAGUUCGCUGGGAUCGGAGGGGGAGGAUGAGGUGGGCCUGUGGAGCCUGGACCCCCAGGACUGCCAGGAGAGCCUGGACAAGACGAGCCUGACGCCCAGUGAGGGGACAGAGGAGCCCAGCAGCCCCACUCGCUCCAGCCGGCCGCUCAGCCUCAGCCCCGGCAGCAGGAACCCCUGGGUGCAGGUGGAGGCGGAGGCUGAGGGAGACGGCGUGGGAAGUGCCGUAUCCACCACAGACCGAGAGGGAGAGCAGGACGCACUGAGGAUGUACAGUAAGAAGUCAGACUCCCACAAUGCCUUGGAGGACCUGUCCCACUAUGAGUUCCUGGCCCAGCUGAGGAAGGCCUCAAACUCCGCCACUUUCCUGGACCACCUGACCCACAAUGGCACUACAACCAUCUACCACCCGGGCGGCAGACAUGAUGAGCUCCCGCCAGCCAUGUGGUCGCCUGGCGCCCAGCACCGCUCACCUGACGGAGCAGAUGCUCUCCCUCUGAGCCCGGAUGAAGUGAGGACCCAGCAGGCCUGUCCUUUCUGCCACAGGACGUACCAGCGCGGAGCCUCUCUGAGGGAGCACAUCAAAUACUGCCAGGAGAGGGAAGGGGGCCACAUGGUCUGCCCGCUCUGUGGAUACACUGCCACCUAUAGGGCACAGAUGGAAAGGCACCUGGCACUCCACAACCAAGUACAGGACAAGAGCUCCAUUACAUUGGACCAAGGCAUCGAGACCAGGAAGUUUAAAUGUCUGCAGUGUGGGAAAGCCUUCAAGUACAAACACCACCUCAAAGAGCAUCUCCGCAUCCAUAGUGGUGAGAAACCUUAUGAAUGUUCCAACUGCAAGAAGCGGUUUUCCCACUCCGGCUCCUACAGCUCUCACUUAAGCAGCAAAAAGUGCCUCAGUGGGGGAGGAAGUGGAGGAGGAGGAGGUUCAGGGGGAGCUGGAGGGACAUUUAAUGGACAUAGCCAAAGCUCCUACCACCAUUCCUUCCCUACAUCUCCCUCUGCAGGCGGGGGGAGAAGCAGCAAUGGCAAGGGCUCUCCAUUCCUUUUGCAGACCCAAGAUAAUGUCAGGUCUCUGGGUCGCGUGUCAGAGGAUCCUCACCACCUUGCCAUGCAGGAUAAUCACCAGAGCCCCAUGGCAUUCCCCAGAACACCCGACCUGGCUAGACUAUGGGAUCCCUCGGCCGAUCUCUCUCUGAGGGCCAGCAUCCUAAAAGGAACCACCUUGCUGCCUUAUCUCCACUCUGGGGCCAAGUUUGAGCAGAUGCUGCAGGAGAUGCUUCACAGGGAAAAACGAGAUGAGGGGAUUGCUGGAGGAGGAGGAGCUGUAAUGGAGGAGCGGAGGGUUAUUUACAACGGAGAAGGGGCAGACAGGAAGGUGUCGCCUGACAGGAGUGUAAGAAGAGAGAGGGUGAGGUCUGGUGAAGGGGAGAGAGGUGUGCUUGGGGUUACAUGCCGCUGGUGCUCGCAGCUUUUUCCUAAUGUGGCGGUGCUCCUGCAGCACGAGCGUUACCUCUGCAAAAUGAACCGAGAGGCUGUGGAGCUGCCUGAGGGUGUUCGGAGCCCCGCGCCACUUGUUUUCUUCUCUAGACCCAACUCUCUUCAACCAACAGAGAGCAGCAAACCAAGUGGAGUAAGCAAUGGUCUCUCUGAAGACAAGUCACCAUUGCAGAAGCCCAGCUGGCAUUCUGUACCACAGCAGCUUCUUGUUGCAAUGCAGUCCCCGCCACAGCCCCGUCCUGACCCCCUGUCCUCACGACCUUAUUGGUCCAGCCGGGAGAGUGGCAGUCCAAUCAACCAAUCCUCAGAGCUGUCGUCACCUCAAGCCAGAAGGAGGGUUCCAUCCUCAGGAUUCGGUUCUCCUCUCUGCCUCGACCUCUCCACCUGCCCUCCUGAACUCUCCUCCCCUCAGGCCCAGACAGCUCUCCAAACCAGAGCCUCCUGGUCAGCAGAUGGACAAAAUGAACCUCUGGAUCUCUCCUUGCCCAAGCAGCUCUCAGACCAAGAGGGCAGAAACAAAACUGUAAAUGGCAACCCAGCCAGAGGCGAGAAGAGAGAGCUAGAGAACCAGCAGCUUAGAAAACUGAGUCCAACCCAACCUCCACAUCUACCCUACCACCAACACCCAGUCUACAGUGGAGCUGGAGCACCUGUGUUUGCAAGCACCAUGUACAAUGGUUUCCCUGUCUUCAACCAGCCUGGUUUAGGGGUAUCAGGGCAUGACGGUGUCCCAUCUAUUCCUCUCAGCCGACCAGCUACUAGCCCUGGGUUCCUUUCUCCUUUGGCCUACAUGAUGGACACAGAUCCAGAGGCCAUGCUGAAAAAGAUCCACCAAGAGCGGCAAGCUCUCAUGGGUGAGAUGCUGAGUCGUGGAGGUUUGGACUACCUCUCUCUAAUGGACGAAGGGAUGGACGGAGAAGGAGGACCAGGGAGGAAGAGACUGAAGAAGACAGAGGAGGGACUGUACGCCUGUGACAUCUGUGAAAAAACCUUUCAGAAGAGCAGCUCUCUUCUUCGACACAAAUAUGAGCACACAGGUAAGCGUCCUCAUGAGUGCAAGAUCUGCAACAAGGCCUUCAAGCAUAAGCAUCAUCUCAUUGAGCAUAGUCGGCUGCACUCUGGAGAGAAACCCUACCAAUGUGACAAGUGUGGCAAGCGCUUCUCCCACUCGGGUUCUUACUCCCAGCACAUGAACCACCGCUACGCUUACUGCAGCAAGGACCAGGACCCAGACCAGGACCCAGAGGAAAUGCCUCUCACCCCGGGGACCGGCACGGAUGUAGUGGGUCGUUUGGCCGGAGAGACUUCGCUCUCAAUGGAGGAUACCCAGACUCCCCACUCCUUCCUCAGUGACUCCAGUAUGGAUGGAGCUCCAGGAGGCCUCAAAGAGGAGGAAGAGGAAGAUAAAGAGGAGAGAGUGCGCGACGGUCACGAAGAGCAGGCACAUGUCAGAUUGUCAGAGGCAGGAGAGGGGCUGGAUGCUAGCCCUGACCAAGAAUUGCCUACAAGGGAGAAUGGAGAGCAGAAUGAGAGAAACAAUGGCGAGGUAGGAGACCAAAUUGGGACUGACAAUGCAGAGAGCCAUGUCUGGGACAGAGACCCAAAGGAACAAAACGGAGACAAAUGUGAACUGAGCCUGGAUUUGACAGACUCACAACUUCCCAGGAUAAAAAAUUAAAUUAAUCCAGCCAAUUCAAAUACUUACACAAGUACUUUUUAUAUGCAUUAUUGCCAGUGAUAUAUAACAGUGCAAAAAAAUUCUUCUCAUUUUAUAAAAUGGAAAAAUGCACAGAACUGCCAAAGCAUGAGGGGCCUUAAAAUGGAUAAAGCCAUACCAACACAAUAUAUGUGACAACAAAUUGCAGUUAUCAUGCAAAAUAGACUUGACGGACCUACUGACCACUUUGUGAUGACAGCGUUCAGAGGUUUGGUUCAUCUGAGGUCAUGUUACACAUCCACACAUCGCCACUGCAGAAGUAUCACUUUUUAAAUGCUUGCUGCUGCUGACUGUUGCACAACCCACUGAGUAGAGAGGUUCUUAAUCUUUUUAUGUCCAGGACCAAGUGAAUAAAAAAUAAAUAACUAAAUUCUUACUUUGUUUAAAAUGUCAGCACUGCUCACAUGUGGGAAGCCCACCAAAACUUAACUCAUGGGUUAAGAAACCAGGCCCUGGAGGAAUAGUUUGGAAAAUCCU